UGUAAAUUAAUGUUGACGGCACCAAAGUUAUUGAUUGAAUUAUACCUAGAGGUUGAAUCCUCCGACACCAUCGACAACGUCAAAGCCAAAAUCCAAGAUAAGGAAGGAAUUCCACCAGACCAACAGCGUCUCAUCUUCGCCGGAAAACAACUCGAAGACGGCCGUACUCUUGCCGAUUAUAACAUCCAAAAAGAAUCCACACUCCAUCUCGUUCUCCGUCUCCGUGGCGGCAUGCAAAUCUUCGUCAAAACCCUAACUGGCAAAACCAUCACACUCGAAGUCGAAUCUUCUGACACAAUCGACAACGUGAAGGCAAAGAUUCAAGAUAAAGAAGGAAUUCCUCCUGAUCAACAACGAUUGAUCUUUGCAGGAAAGCAAUUGGAAGAUGGUAGAACUCUUGCUGAUUAUAAUAUCCAGAAAGAGUCUACGCUUCAUUUGGUUCUUAGGUUACGUGGUGGAAUGCAGAUUUUUGUGAAGACGUUGACGGGAAAGACGAUUACUUUGGAGGUGGAGAGUUCUGAUACUAUUGAUAAUGUGAAGGCGAAGAUUCAGGAUAAGGAGGGGAUUCCACCUGAUCAGCAGCGAUUGAUCUUUGCUGGUAAACAGCUUGAAGAUGGAAGGACUCUUGCUGAUUAUAAUAUUCAGAAAGAAUCUACGCUUCACCUUGUUCUCAGGCUCCGUGGUGGCGGCAAUGUAUAAGUUGAUUGCAUAAGUUUCUAUGUUAUGUUUCCUUUUAUAUGAAUGUUUGUUCUGUUCUUUGUUGAAAGUUAAUCAAUAAAAGUUUUAAUUUUCUAUCAA
Molecule: messenger RNA, 798 nt
Organism: Trifolium pratense (red clover)
Lineage: Eukaryota; Viridiplantae; Streptophyta; Magnoliopsida; Fabales; Fabaceae
Product: polyubiquitin-like
Exons: 1
Coding region: 10-699 (229 amino acids)
Biological process (GO): modification-dependent protein catabolic process; protein ubiquitination
Cellular component (GO): cytoplasm; nucleus
Molecular function (GO): ubiquitin protein ligase binding; protein tag activity
Source: RefSeq, a predicted model, not a curated record